AAAAUGGCUGUUUAGCAAGCAGGUUGAAAACAAGUUGCUGUAGAUUACUAGAUAGAGUGAAAAUAGUAAUUUUAUAGACAUCGUUGUGUCAUACCGAGCACAAUGAACAGGCAUCAAGUGCUGACUGGAGCCGCGAACCGAGGAGAUCAUACCUUUGCAGUUGGCAGCAUUGACGGCGUAAAUUUCACCGCAUACGCUGCUGGAUGUGACAUUGUGAUACUAGCUAGUGAUUUUCAACGAGUGCAAAUCAUACCUGGGGCUACUCAUGGAUAUAUUGAAGUUGGCUGUAUAGACUGCUCCACCGACUUUGGAAAGAUUGCAGCAUCGUACGGAAACACGGUGUGUAUAUUUGAGCCCACACCACUGGUACAUCACGACUCUCCACAUGUAAGUGAACUUAUAUAUAAUUGCCCACAUUUUCAGUAGAGUG
Molecule: messenger RNA, 430 nt
Organism: Priapulus caudatus
Lineage: Eukaryota; Metazoa; Priapulida; Priapulimorpha; Priapulimorphida; Priapulidae
Product: dmX-like protein 1
Exons: 3
Coding region: 103-426 (107 amino acids)
Biological process (GO): vacuolar acidification
Cellular component (GO): RAVE complex
Source: RefSeq, a predicted model, not a curated record